This is a messenger RNA of Doryrhamphus excisus (bluestripe pipefish), 1468 nucleotides long. Its product is annotated as putative UDP-sugar transporter protein SLC35A4. The record is from RefSeq and is a predicted model, not a curated record. Gene Ontology annotation, biological process: pyrimidine nucleotide-sugar transmembrane transport. Gene Ontology annotation, cellular component: Golgi membrane. Lineage: Eukaryota; Metazoa; Chordata; Actinopteri; Syngnathiformes; Syngnathidae. Gene Ontology annotation, molecular function: pyrimidine nucleotide-sugar transmembrane transporter activity.
AUAGCCUGGUGCUCCUUCUUGUUUGGACUAAAAUAAGGAAGUGCUGACGAGGUUUGGUCCUCACAUUUCCUGUUUGGUUUUAUUUGACAUGCUAGUUGAUUUGCAUUGCAGUUAGUUUGUAUUGAAUUUCACGGUAGUGAUAAUGAUUGUGAUCCAGAAUGAGACAGCGAGGUACAGGAGGCGGUGGCGAAGUAGGUUCCAGUGGGGGGUCCUCUUGUGUGUCAUGGUCUUCAUCUACGGCUCUCACGCGCCUCUCAUCGCUUUGAGCAAAGUCGACGACCGCGUCCCCUUUGACCCGUCCUCGUGUGUGGUAAUGAUCGAGCUCGCCAAGCUGCUCGUGUCUUUCGCUGCACUCGUUUCAACCGACGGCACCUCCGCGUUACGUGCCGCUCACUCGAUGGUGCUCGUAGCUCCUUACGCCAUCCCGGCUGUUCUCUACGCCGUCAAUAACAACCUGGUGGUCCUCAUGCAAGCGUACAUGGAUCCGAGCUCUUUCCAGGUUCUCAGCAACCUUAAAAUCGCCACCACUGCUGUGCUUUAUUCGUUGUGUCUAAGCAGGACGCUACGCUGGCGUCAGUGGGUCAGCGUGGGGCUCCUCAUGGCAGCAGGUGUGUGCCACAGCUACAGCAGCCUGGAUCCAGCAAACGGGGUCCCGGAUGAUGCGACCAGGCUUCAUAUCACAGCAUGGGGGCUCUUACUUAUAUUGGUGUAUUGCUGCUUUUCCGGGCUGGCAGCUGUUUAUACAGAAAGGGUGCUGAAGAGCCAGAAGCUUCCACUCAGCCUGCAGAAUCUCUACCUCUACGUUUUUGGUGUGCUCAUCAACGGUCUGUCAUCGUUUUCCGCCCUAGCGAGCGAUAAAAGCUUUCUGGAAGGAUACUCCUGCACGGUUUGGGCGAUCGUAGUGGGACAAGCGGCUAACGGCCUCCUGAUGUCCGUGUUGCUGAAGCACGGCAGCGGCAUCACAAGACUCUUCAUCAUCUCCUGUUCGAUGCUCGUCAAUGCUUUGUUGUCUUGGGCCUUACUAGGGUUGCAGCUCACUUUUUUCUUUCUUCUACCCGUCUCCAUGGUCGGACUGGCAGCUUAUCUUUACUAUACAUAAUGGAAGCCUCACUGAAAUGUUUGAAUAUACAUUAUUAUUUUUAUUAUUAUACAGUAUUCUCACUGGCUACUUCCUUAAUAAAGGAAUAUUUCAAACAGCUCAUUAGAUUGGGGCAGGUGUACCUAAGGAUGUCCAGUACUUAUUUCAUCGUUUUGACAUUCAUGACUAAUGUUAUGGCAUUUAAAGUUAUUUUGAAAAAUAUUGCAAAUAAAUAUUGUCAAGUAUUAUUUUCUUUGUAUGGAGGUUUUUUGUUUGAAAAUGAGCUAAAAGUAAAGCUAACUAAGUACCUUUUUCCAGUGCUGCAUACUGAAAAAUCAGUAAAUUCAUUUGGAGCCUAUCCCAGCUGUCUUUGGGCGAGAGGCGGGGUAC